Molecule: messenger RNA, 714 nt
Organism: Beauveria bassiana ARSEF 2860
Lineage: Eukaryota; Fungi; Ascomycota; Sordariomycetes; Hypocreales; Cordycipitaceae
Product: thymidylate kinase
Exons: 3
Coding region: 1-714 (237 amino acids)
Biological process (GO): dTTP biosynthetic process; dUDP biosynthetic process; dTDP biosynthetic process
Cellular component (GO): cytoplasm; nucleus; cytosol
Molecular function (GO): dTMP kinase activity; ATP binding
Source: RefSeq, a predicted model, not a curated record
AUGUCGGCGACUGAUGGAGAAGCAGCCGCGAAGCCGCAACGCGGCGCGUUCAUUGUUCUCGAGGGCCUGGACCGCAGCGGCAAGACGACGCAGGUGAAGCUCCUGGAGCAGAAGUUCAUAGAGCAGGGCAGACUGGUCAAGCUGAUGCGCUUUCCAGACCGCACAACGCCGGUAGGUCAAAUGAUUGAUUCGUACCUCAAGAGCGCCGUUCGAAUGGACGAUCAUGCGAUUCACCUGCUCUUUAGCGCCAACCGCUGGGAGGCUGCGGAAGAAAUAAAAUCACUACUUGAGUCCGGCACCAACAUUGUCUGCGACCGCUACACGCACUCGGGCAUGGUCUACUCGGCCGCCAAGGGCCUCCCGGGGCUGCGCCUGCCCUGGGCGCGCGCCCCAGACGUCGGGCUCCCGCGGCCGGACCGCGUCGUAUUCCUGGACCUUGACGAGACGACAGCGCGGGCGCGCGGGGGUUGGGGCGACGAGGUGUAUGAAAAGGCGGCGAUGCAGCGGCAGGUCAGGCGGCUGUUUGGCGCGUUGGCGAAUGGAGGGAGGGAUGGGAACGGGGAGCUGGUGGAGGGGCUGACGGGGGAGGAGGGGUGGUUGAGCGAGGAAGGGGAUUUGAGGAUGGUGAGUGCAGAGGGAACGGUGGAGGAGGUGGCGAAGAGAGUGUGGGAGGUGGUGGAUGGAGUGAGGGGGAGGGGGAGAGUGUUGGAGUGA